AUGCCAAGUUACAUAACUGUACCAAAUUCCAAAGUUCUCGGUUCAGUACAACUGGAGAUAUCAUUCCCCGAGCCCGAAUGCCACUACAGUGUCCACCACGGCUCCUCGAAGCACGGCGAGUUGGUAACUCGAAAAGUGAACAUUGGAGAUGAGAUAUUCCACUCGUGGAACUGCAACUAUCACGGGGACCACAAGAACUACCUGUUUUGUGUGAUGGUCAAUAAUUGUACCAUUUCGGAUAGCGGGGAGGACGAGGGGGCGGCCAGGAAGAUCCAAAUAAUCGACGAGGACGGGUGUUCGGUGUUCCCCAACAUUCUACCCGAUAUCUCCUACCACGGCGACCUGUCAGCCGGUAUCAAAGUACACGCGUUCGCUUUGGAUGUGGAUACGACCGCCGUCCACUUCACCUGCAACAUCAAAAUGUUAUUCAAAGAGCACGACGUGUGCCAGCGCCCGGAAUUACUGGAAAUUCUGAAAAAAAGACUCUCUAAAGAUGCUGAUGAGACGGGUGGUGAUGACGUUGACGAUGACUCCGAGGUUGAUAAGGACGCUGAAUUGGAAUUUGGUAAUGGUUUUGUGAAAAAAUUACUGGAAAUUCUGAAAAAGAGACUCUCUAAAGAUGCUGAUGGGACGGGUGGUGAUGACGUUGACGAUGACAAGGUUUUUUUGUGUCUGGGUGGUUCCACUGCUGAAAAUUGGCACAUGUAG
Messenger RNA from Caenorhabditis remanei, 708 nucleotides. RefSeq lists its product as uncharacterized. Lineage: Eukaryota; Metazoa; Nematoda; Chromadorea; Rhabditida; Rhabditidae. The transcript has 6 exons. Bases 1 to 708 code for a protein of 235 amino acids. The record is from RefSeq and is a predicted model, not a curated record.